Molecule: messenger RNA, 2947 nt
Organism: Daucus carota subsp. sativus
Lineage: Eukaryota; Viridiplantae; Streptophyta; Magnoliopsida; Apiales; Apiaceae
Exons: 5
Coding region: 93-2795 (900 amino acids)
Biological process (GO): negative regulation of DNA recombination; mismatch repair
Molecular function (GO): endonuclease activity; ATP binding; mismatched DNA binding
Source: RefSeq, a predicted model, not a curated record
AAACAUUUUACAAAUAUGAAAACGUACAAAGCAGUAAACCUUCCCUCCAACUUAAAUUUCAGAUAAGGCUGUCUUCAAGCCUGAAGCUCUUGAUGGAGCUCCACGCCCCUCUCAUUUCCACCGUCCGAUCACCUCCCUUUCUUCUCCACCGUCGAUUUCCUCACCGCUUCGCAAUCUCCCUCUGCUCAACUCCGCGAGUCACCCUCGCCGACUCGCUCCAGAAAGAGACCUUACAAACCCUAGAAUGGCCUUCAAUUUGUCGCCAGCUCGCCGCCUUCACUUCAACUCCUAUGGGCCUACACGCCGCUCGGAACGCGAAUAUUCCGAUCGGCCGGAGCUCCGGCGAGAGCCGGAAGUUGCUUGAUCAGACGGCUGCGGCGUUGGCGAUUCCGGUGCCGUUGGAUUUUUCGGGAAUUGAGGACGUGACGGGGAUUGUUGAUGUUUCUGUGUCCGGGGAGUUGCUUUCGAUUCGAGAGAUUUGUACGGUGAGGAGGACUUUGAAGGCGGCCAGAGAGUUGUUUGAACAAUUGCAGAACAUUUCGUCGAAUCAUGAAAGGUACACCCCUGUGCUUGAAAUACUCCAAAAGUGCGACUUCCUCAUGGAAUUGGAGCAAAAGAUAAAUUUCUGCAUAGACUGUAAGUUCUCGGUCAUUCUAGAUAGAGCAAGUGAAGAACUAGAGAUCAUUAGAUCAGAAAGAAAGGGUAAUAUGGAAAAUCUAGAAUCUCUGCUGAAGCAAGUAUCAUCUCAAAUUUUUCAGGCUGGAGGUAUAGACAGGCCACUGGUAACGACACGCCGUUCCAGAAUGUGUGUGGGCGUCAGGGCUUCCCACAGAAAUUUGCUGCCGGGUGGUGUACUUCUCAACGUAAGCAGCUCUGGAGCUACAUACUUUAUGGAACCGAAAGAGGCAGUUGAGUUGAACAACAUGGAAGUCAGGCUUUCAAAUCAUGAAAAGGCUGAGGAAAAAGCUAUUUUCAGUAUGCUGACAUCACAAAUUGCAGAAUCAAAGACAGAGAUCAAGUAUUUGUUGGAUAGAAUUUUGGAAAUCGAUUUUGCUGUGGCAAGAGCUUCUCAUGCUCGGUGGUUAAGUGCAGUCCGUCCAAAUUUAGUAUCAAAGCCUUCGAAAUGUAUUGAAUCUGGUGGAGUUGACUACCUUUCAGUGAACAUUGAAGGUAUUCAACACCCUUUGCUUCUUGAGGCCUCUUUUAGAGCUUCAUCAGAUUUUGUAGAAUCCAAUUCUUCACAUUCUAGGAAUGGGACAAUGAACUCUGAACUACUUCCUGGUCCUUAUGAUUUUCCUGUGCCUAUUGACAUCAAGAUUAAAUGUGGUACAAGAGUGAUUGUAAUUUCAGGGCCAAACACUGGUGGCAAAACUGCAUCAUUAAAAACUUUAGGCCUGGCAUCUAUUAUGAUGAAAGCUGGCAUGUAUUUACCUGCUAAAAAAAAUCCAUCACUCCUGUGGUUUGAUCUUAUUCUUGCUGAUAUCGGAGAUCACCAGUCUCUGGAACAAAGUCUAUCAACAUUUAGCGGUCACCUUUCAUGGCUUUGGAAGAUUUUGGAAGUGGUUUCUGAAGAUUCACUGAUUCUUAUUGAUGAAAUCGGGAGCGGGACAGAUCCUUCAGAAGGUGUUGCUCUUUCUACCAGUAUACUGCAAUAUCUGAAGGACAGAGUCAGUUUAGCCGUAGUGACAACACACUAUGCCGAUCUGUCACUUAUGAAGGAGACUGAUUCACGGUUCGAGAAUGCAGCAAUGGAGUUUUCGUUGGAGACUCUACAACCAACAUAUCGUGUAAUUUGGGGAAGCACAGGUGAAUCUAAUGCUCUGCGCAUUGCUGAAUCAAUCGGCUUUGAUGCAGAGAUAAUUAGCUGUGCACAUGCAUGGGUACAGAGGUUGAUGCCAGAUAAGAUGCAGAAGCGGAAAGGGUUGCUUUAUCAGUCACUAAUGGAAGAGAGAAGCAGAUUGGAAGCUCAGGCAGGAAGGGCUGCAUCUCUUUAUAGAGACGUCAUGCAUCUAUACAAUGAGAUUCAAGAGGAGGCAGUAGAUCUUGCUCAACGCGAGGAACUUAUUAAGGCUACUGAGACCCAACUGAUCCGGAUAGAGAUUAGAUCUGGAAUUUCCCAAAUAGAAGAUAUAGUAAAUGAAUUUGAAAAACAGCUCAGGAAUGCUCGUACUGAUGAGUUUAACUCACUGCUUAAACAAUCAGAAUCUGCAGUUGCAUCUGUUGUUGAAGCUUACCGCAGGACUAAAGUUUUCCCUAUUGGAGGAACACCUGCCAGUUCAUAUAUGCCACAGAUAGGAGAGAAAGUUAAUGUGAAGGGAUUGGGAUAUAAGUUUGCCACCGUAGUUGAAGUAGAUGAAGAUGAUGGAACAGUCCUGGUUCAAUGUGGUAAGAUGAAGGUCCGUGUGGAUAUUAGCAGUAUAUGCCUACCCCCUCCAAGUGUUAAAGAUGCUACAAGAAAUUCUGCACCGCACAUGAAAAAGACGGGUCAGCGAAGCAGAAGCUCAAGAAAUUUUCCAAAGGACAAUAGUGAUGAGGUAGUUUCUUAUGGACCAGUGAUACAGACAUCUAAAAAUACUGUUGACUUGCGGGGAAUGCGGGUGGAUGAAGCAUCUCGCCAACUUAAGUUGGCAAUUGGUGCAACAGGGUCUAAUUCAAUUCUCUUUAUCAUACAUGGUAUGGGCACUGGGGUUAUCAAGGAGUGCACACUUGAAAUAUUGGGAAAACAUCCCCGCGUUGAAAAGUUUGAACAGGAGAGUCCGAUGAAUUAUGGUUGUACUGUUGCUCACAUAAAAUGACUGUUUAAUAUAUUGUAUGAUAGUAUACAAACUUUGUAUUUAAACAUGUACAAAGUUUUGUUUUGUCUCAUUUAUCCAGCUGAUAGUUGAGUACCAAGACUAUGAUGGCUGUAGUGCUAAAUUAAUAGCAAAUUCACUGUUGAAUCUGGGCA